This is a messenger RNA of Calypte anna (Anna's hummingbird), 4863 nucleotides long. It is a transcript of the gene BRI3BP, whose product is annotated as BRI3 binding protein. Gene Ontology annotation, cellular component: mitochondrion. Lineage: Eukaryota; Metazoa; Chordata; Aves; Apodiformes; Trochilidae. Bases 19 to 729 code for a protein of 236 amino acids. The transcript has 3 exons. The record is from RefSeq and is a predicted model, not a curated record.
AUCGCGGCGGCAGCGGCCAUGGCGGCGGAGCGGCUGCCGGCCCUGGUGCUGCUCGCCCUGCUGCUGGGGGGCACGGCGGGACCCGCGGCUUGGGCAGCGCGGAGCCGCGGAGCCGAGAAACAGAACAGCCUCCGCCGGGCUGCCAGCGGUAUCUAUCAAGGCGUCAGCGGCCUCUUCGGGGAGGAUAAUGUGCGGGCCCUGCAGAAGUUUUUCUCAAGGUUGACAGAGAGGUUUGUGAAUGGGGUGGAUGUAUUAAUGGACACAUUCUGGAGAAUAUGGACUGAUUUGUUAGAUGUUCUUGGAAUUGAUGCCUCCAACUUGACUCAUUAUUUCAGCCCAGCAGCAAUUGCCAACAACCCAACCCGUGCCCUUCUGCUGAUCGGUGCCAUUUUACUUGCCUAUUGGUUUUUAUCUCUCUUCCUUGGAUUCUUCUUCUAUCUCCUGCACAUGCUGUUUGGUCGUUUUUUCUGGAUUGCAAGGGUUGCCCUUUUCACUCUCUCCUGUGUGUACAUCCUCCAGAAGUAUGAAGGUGACCCAGAGCAUGCAGUCCUGCCUCUCUGCUUUGUCGUGGCAGUCUACUUCAUGACAGGGCCAGUUGGGUUUUACUGGAGAAGAAACAGCAACAGCAGCCUUGAGGAGAAGAUGGAUCACCUCGACAGUCAGAUCAGACUGCUGAACAUUCGUCUCUCCAGGGUGAUUGAAAACCUGGACAGAGGCAGUGAGCAGUGAAACAACCCCCAGAGACAACCCCUGUACACCCACCAGCUCGAGGAAACUCCCACGCGCCGUCGCGGUCGAAGUUACAAAGCAACAAAGCAUCACACGGUAAAAAGUGUGCAAAGUUAGAACUUUUCAUCAUGUGUGAGACUAGGUUUAUCUAGGUUAUACACUCAGCCAUUAUACUUGUAGGAAAAACAGACAAAAAACAAAAAAGUUACAAAAAAAAAAAAAAUCAGCUGUAUAUUCAGAGAGUUUUAUCCAGUACUAGAGUUUUCUCGGUAGAUAAAUGGUUACUUUUACAAGCAUUUAAAGACAUCUUUUUUAAAGUUUUUAUAAAAGCAAAUGGAGUAGUCUUUCAAAUAUUGAGAUUGAGCUAAACAUAUGCAAAUUUGACACUUAAAAGUUAAAAAGAAAAAAAAAAAAUCUCAAGCUACCAAACACUUCCAUUGAGAAGUAACUGCUGUGGGUCCACUUUUUCUUUUUUUUUUUUGAGAGUUGUGAAUGUUUUUUGUUUUAUUGUUGGCAUAUUUCAUUGCCUUGAAGUUGCCUUUCACAGAGUAUCAGAUGAGGAAUUUUCUGGUAUCCAGGCCAAAAAACCUCACACCAUAGCUUUUAAUAGGAGGUGGGGAGUAGGAGAGAAGGAAGAUUUCCUAAUGUUUGAAGUCCUUACAUGCCAGUCCAACAUGAGGAAUUGAGAAGGCCACGUGUGGCAUUAUUUCAUUGCAUUUCAUUCUCUAGAAUUUUAAUUUAGUUUCUGAAGUCUGUUCUAACAAGUUGACACAAAGGAAAGAGAUGUUGCAUGGCAGAUUGUAAUUCAUAUUUGAUCUUCACAGUGAAGCAUCUUCCAAGCAUAAGUGCAUAGAACAAAAUGUGAUUUUUUUUUUAAUUUUUUUUUUAUCUUGGGACCCACGUACUUUCUCAAAAAAGGCAACAGUUAAAACUCUUGCAAAUGUAUUGUUGCUUAAAGCUUUCUCAGGACCAAUAAGCAGCAAUAAAUUAUCUUCAGGAAGAUCUGGAUUUUUUUUUUUUUAAUUGUAAUAGUUUUAUAGGAGCUUUUUGCUUGAAGUCUGUGCCCUCACUCUGUUGGGUUUUGGGGAAAGUGAGUCACCUUAUGAGAAGGGUGCAUUAAACACUUGUAUUUCAGAGUGAUGCAGGAACUUUGAAGCAGUUUUGUUUUGAGGGGUUCUAUGUUUUUGUAACCUUAGAAUUAACUGGGCUGGCAGACUAGCACUGGCUUUGUAAGGAGUGCUGAAAUGCAUUGAAACAAAGGUAACCUCAGGGAAGAAAGCCCAAGAUGUGGUUUAAGCUGCACAACCCAGAGCAGCUACACGGGGACAGGAGGGGAAGGACCUAAACCCGUAGCAAUGAGCACAGUUCAGUACCUUGAGAGGUAAAAUGGACCACAGCUGAGGAACUGCAUAUUCCAUAAUGCCAAAACAAACAAAUCAAGGAAAACAGAAAAUGCAACAGAAAUUGGGUCUGUGAUAGGGACUGGCUAAAAAGGAAGGGAACAAAGAGGAGGUGACCCACGUGCUGUCGCUUCACUGGCGAGUGCCGGAUCCGGUGGGCCCGGCCAGCUGAGCACAGCUUGGUGCUGGGUCUUCAGCUUCUUGUUUCCUCCCCAGCUUCUGUGGGAUGUGGCACUUAAUGAAUGUAACUGUGGGGUGAAUUUACUCUUCUUAAAACGUGUGUUACUUGCCUAACUUCUGGUCUGUGUGACAUUUACAUGAGGGGUUAUUUUAAAUCCAUGUUGAUGGCCUUUACUCCUAAUGGUGAUCACUUCAGUUCAACACGGUUGAAGUUCAUAUGCACUUGGCACUGUUGUAAUCCAUUUUAAUUUUUAUGUAAUCUGCCCGCCCCCAUUUUUUUCAAGAAAUACACAUUUAGAGUUGCAGAGUAACUGCUUUCCAUAACUUCAAAUCUUUUCCAUUAACAGAUAAGUACUAUGGCAACAAAUAGUCGCUUUGUGAAGCUGAAAAUGUAAAUGACAGCACAUUCCUUUUUGCAGCUCAUUUUCCACAGUAUUACAGAGUCUUCCUUGCAAAUUCAUAUGUGCACAGAGGGCUGGGCUGAGACACAGACCUAGAAAUUAGGAAUUGAUUAGCAAAGCUUGUCAGGUCUGUGUGUUUUGCUGAGGCCUGAGGACCAAAGCCUGCAAACCUUGCUCGUGUCAGCGACUCCAGCAGGACCAUGUGCAUGAGUUAGUUUUGCAUAGAUUGUAUUUUAUGUAAUCCAUAUUUAACGUUGAAGUUAAAAGUACUGAAUUGUUAUAUAUAUUAAGAGUUGUAUAUGAUAAAGAUUUCUUUUCGGAUCCUAGAUAAAAGUUAAGUUGGAUUAUAGUUUCUCCCAGUCUCACUAUACCAAUUUAUCCUAGUUUUGUAAAAUCAGCCCUCCUAUAUUGAUACUCUCGAUUUUGAUCACCCUGCUGCUUGGAAAAAAAGUAUUUUUGUAUUUACUUGCAUCCCAUGUAUAGCAAAAUGUUAUGUGAAAAGUGGUAUAUAUAAAAUUGGAUAUUUUUAAUCAGUAUUUUUCCCAGCGCUCAGUUUUCAUGUUAGUCAAAUUCAGAAGUAAUGAUUUUUUUUAAAGGCACAACCUAAUCUUGAAAAUAUAUAUAUAUAUAUAUAUAUAUAAACUUUAAAAAUGCUCUGUAUUUUUAAACAUGCACUGUAGUGAAAGCGCUUUGGGGACAUGAAUGUGGUAUUGUACUUAACCUCUUUCAACUUUUGUAAAUACCUUUUACAACUCUUUUCCAUGCCAAGACAUCUAGUUCAUCCAUGGAGGUUUUUGCUCAGAUUUUUAGACCUCAUUUCAAUGACAGUGGUUGCACUGCUUUUGUAUUGCCCUCGGCAGGAGCAGAGAUGUGUGGGUGUCUCCUGGUCACACAGGGAUAAAUUGAGGCACAGAUGUCCCUGAGUUGGUGGCAGAAAUGGGAAUGAUCCCCAGCUCUGGCAGCUCCUGGCCUGGCACCCUAACACGGCACAGCUGGAUGGAAGGUGGGUGGCAGUGUUGGUGUACACCACUCCCUCAGUGUCCAGCCUGGUGUGAGCUGCCUGUAGGGUGGGGAACGUGUCCUUCUGUCCCCUCCACACCAAAGGCUGCUCUGCUGGGACAGCUCCUGCUCUGUGACCUUCUUGUGAAGGAGCAUCACCAGCUGGUGUAACCAUUUUGGAUGGGCUUAGGCUGUCUCGCAUCAGGAAUUCCGCUGAGGUCUUUAAGUGUUUUAAACUUCAUACUUUUAGAAGUAAUAUUUGAAACCACUGUAGUAUUUUCAAAACACUCACAUUUUUUUUUACUUUUUUUUUUUUUUUUUUUUGCAAAACAAACGUGGGUAGCAAUUUCUUUUGAAGUGCACAGCUCGCCUGUAGAUAUCCGACCUGUCCUCGGAAUGUAACGCUUCCAAAAGUGGCAUUGGGUGUCAGAGUGCAACGUGUAGACCCUGGUGUAACUCAGUGCUGUACUCAAUAGUGUGUCCUGCACAUCGUGGCCUGCUUGUAAAGACUUGUUGCAUCGUUAGUGUGGAAAUUAGAACCUUAUCAACCUUAGCUCUUUGGUGGUGUAGAAGUUUCCAAGUGUGAUUUGCCUCCCGUACUGAUCCGUAUUUGGCAGCUAAUGAUGUAAAUGACCAUAAGUUCUCUUUGUCUGGGGUUGGAAAAAAAAUCAAAAGUUUCUUUGUAUUCGCAUGUGUUUUAAACUUUUGGGUAAUUCCAUGGAGCUGUGGUGGCAGCACAUGUAAUGGUUGAUCUGUUCCUUUUAAUCAGAAAUGGCAUUUGCUGUGGUGGCACUGCUGUUAGUGAUCCCACUCCUGUUUUGUACAUCAGGUUUCAGAUGAUCGUGUUUCAGUUUGUACAAUUUCUGUGUUUAUGUAAAAAAAAGCAAAAAACAAAACGAAACAACUCGGUCUGCAGAUGCUGUCUGUGUACUUUUGAGAUAUGACCCCUAGGGAAAUACUCGAUUCUGCUGAUAGUAGCGUGAAGUAGUUACAGAUAUAUCAAGACUUAUUUUUUACGGAGCUCUACAUGCCUUUAUUUAUUACUUAUCUGACCACCCAAGCAGUGUGCUACGUAGUUAAGUAUUUGUAGACCAAUUUCACAACUCAACUAUGGUAUUGUGACAAAGCUACAAUAAAUGUUUACUCAAACUUUA